Messenger RNA from Nematostella vectensis (starlet sea anemone), 4351 nucleotides. RefSeq names its product dual 3',5'-cyclic-AMP and -GMP phosphodiesterase 11. Lineage: Eukaryota; Metazoa; Cnidaria; Anthozoa; Actiniaria; Edwardsiidae. Gene Ontology annotation, biological process: signal transduction. The transcript has 22 exons. Gene Ontology annotation, molecular function: protein binding; 3',5'-cyclic-nucleotide phosphodiesterase activity. Bases 259 to 2847 code for a protein of 862 amino acids. The record is from RefSeq and is a predicted model, not a curated record.
AACUCAAAGUUAAAAUACUUGCCUGGAUUUCACAUUUACAGGUCAAAUCCAGGCCUCGGCAACCAAUCGACUGUUCCGCUGUGCAAUUAACUGUCAAUCAAGUUAAACAAUUGGUUGUCAGUUUCACCACAUCAGUUUACGAAUGAUCAACAGACGGUCCGGAGGCAGCGAGAGAGCGAACCCGCUCUUCUUGGCCUACACUACAGCCGAUAAAAUGAAAAGUUAGAGGCAAAACUUAGCUUUUGAGUGCGCCUAAGAAUGGCGAACUGUUGUACGAAGAGUGAAAAGGAAGAGGAAAUGAUGAUAAAUUUGGAGGACGCAAGUACUGAGCAGAAAGUUGAAUCUUGGUUGGACGAACACCCUGAGUUUGUGCAGUCGUAUUUUGCUCGCAAGGCGAACCGUUCUUUGGUAGAUUCAUGGCUUCACUCGCGGUCUCAUGCUCGAACUCCAAGCGGAACACCUCCGCCGUCCGGCAGCUCAACUCCAGUGCGGAAAAUUUCGGCCUCGGAGUUCGAAGGCAGGGGGAUUUUAAAACCUCUAGUUAAUGUUGUCGAUGGGCAACUGAGCUUUCUCUCUCCUAGCGAGCCCUCUCGCAAACGCUCAACUGCUCAUAGGAACCGAAAAUCUCGCCUAGAAUUACAGCAACUCGACGAGAAAGAGGUUCUAAUGGAGCUAGUAAAGGAUAUAUCAAACGAUUUAGACGUUCAGAGUUUAUGUCAUAAAAUUCUUCAAAAUGUCAGUAUACUUUUGAAUGCUGAUCGGUGUUCCCUUUUCCUGUGCCAAGGGCCAAAAGAGGGACCCAGAUUCUUAGUCUCUAAGGUAUUCGACGUGAACGCAGAAUCUAAACUUGAAGAUGUUCAAUGCUUGGAGGAAAUCCGCAUACCAUGGGGCACAGGCAUAGUAGGUUACGUGGCCGAAACAGGGGAAACUGUAAAUAUACCGAACGCAUAUGAGGAUGCUAGGUUUAACAAGGAAAUUGACAAGAAGACUGGGUACACUACUAGAAGCAUACUGUGUAUGCCUAUUAAGGACCACGACGGAGAGGUCAUAGGUGUGGCACAAGUUAUCAACAAAACAGGAAAAAGCACAGACUCUGCAUUUACGAUAGACGAUGAACAGAUCUUUUUGAAAUACUUAGUGUUCUGUGGCAUUGGGAUAAACAAUGCAGAAUUAUAUGAAAGAGCACAGCUUGAAAUUAGAAGAAAUCAGGUUCUACUGGAUCUUGCAAGAACAAUCUUUGAGGAACAAACAUCCUUACACAACAUUGUUCAUAAAAUCAUGAUGAUCACCCAAUCCUUGCUACAGUGCGAAAGGUGCUCUGUGCUCCUGGUUGACCCAACGUCUAAGACACUAUUUGCCCAAGCAUUUGAUCUAGAGGCCAAAGAUUAUCUUCAGAAUGACGAUGAUGACAAGACAGUUGUCAAGCAGAGAUCCUGUAAUAACAAGGAGGUCCGGUUUCCAAUCAACAUUGGUAUAACUGGUCAUGUUGCUACCACAGGGGAGACACUCAACAUUCCUGACGCUUACGCGGAUGAGAGAUUUGACCCCACUCAACUUGCUUUAUAUUCACAGGUAGACCAAGUAUCCGGGUUCACCACCAAAACAAUCUUGUGCAUGCCUAUCAAGAACGCUUCCGGUGAUAUCAUCGGUGUUGUUCAGCUGCUGAACAAAGUGGACGGUACUCCAUUCAACAAGAACGAUGAAAAUCUAUUUGAGGCCUUUGCGAUCUUCUGCGGUAUGGCUAUUCACAGUACUGUUAUGUAUGAAAACGUCAACAAGGCGAUGGCAAAGCGCAAGGUCGCCCUAGAGGUUCUCUCGUAUCACGCCGUGUCGCCAUUAGAAGAGGCUAUCAAGCUGAAGGAGGAACCUCUACCUCCGAUCACCAGCCUACGACUGAUCGACUUCGCCUUUGACGACAUGUCCAUCAGCGACGACGACACAUUGAAAGGUUGCCUCGCAAUGCUGUGUGAUCUCAAGAUCGUCGAGACUUUUCAGAUCGACUAUCUGACGCUAUGUCGAUUUGUGCUGACGAUCAAGAAGAACUAUCGCCCGGUGAUGUACCAUAAUUGGAGACACGCGUUCAACGUGGCGCAGACGAUGUAUGCGAUGCUCAAGAAACCAUCGAUCGGCAAGUACUUCACGGUUAUUGAGCAAUACGCGCUUAUUGUAGCUUGCUUGAGUCACGACCUCGACCACAGGGGGACCAACAACUCCUUCCAGAUCAAGAGCGCAACUCCGCUGGCCCAACUAUAUUCGACGUCCACAAUGGAGCACCAUCAUUUUGACCAGUGUAUCAUGAUUAUCAAUAGUCAGGGUAAUGAGAUCUUCAACACACUGUCAGCUGAUGAAUACAACAAGAUCAUCAAACUUCUAGAAGCUUCUAUUAUCGCCACGGACCUCGCAUUAUACUUCCAGAGAAGAGGAGACUUCUUCAAGAAAGUCGAGAAUCGCGAAUUGGACUGGAGCGACGACAGUUCCAAAGACUUGUUAAGAGCCAUGAUGAUGACCGCCUGUGAUCUGUCCGCCAUUACAAAGCCAUGGCUAGUCCAAAAGCGGACUGCACAUUUGGUAGCUGAGGAGUUUUUCCAGCAAGGAGACCUUGAACAGGAAGAGCUCCAUUCUACCCCCCUCCCGACCAUGGACAGGCGCAAAAAAGAUGAACUCCCACAGAUGCAAGUUGGAUUCAUAGAUGCCGUCUGUCUGCCUCUAUAUAAGGCCUUUUCACAGUUUGAUGACAAUUUGAAAGUCCUGAAGGAUGGAUGCAGGGAAAACAGACGACAAUGGCAGAAGUUAGCCGAGGAUCACAAGGCACGUGAGAUCGAUUGUGUAUGGAAGAAACGAUUUUAGACGCUUACAAUGCACAGGGUUGUUGUGGAGGAACCUAACAGGACUCGAUAUCAAAAUGGUCAGCAACAUCCCACUGGUGGUCACAAAUAGGAUAGAUUGCGUUACUCAUGACGUUACUACCAUGUACCAAGAAUGAUUGUAAAUAGUUUAGCUAUCUAGUCGUAAAAUCGAGGGGUAGUCAAGAAGUUACCGCUGGUCGUGUUGCAUCAGAGAGCCUAGCGUUCAAUUGCCUUUUCACGCAAACGUACAUUUUGGCAUUCACAUGCCACCGUUUUACGUAACGCCUGCGUAGCAAGCGCAAGGGGCUGGGGAAAAGGAGGAGAGGUCGACUGCAAGCGCUCCUUCGCCCAUUUCCUCCCCAUCAUCCUUCGCGCGCGUCCAGCCCGCACAUCACUGUUUGCAUCACUGUUUGCGCAUCACUGUUUGCGCUUGCAGCGCAGGCUACACCGGUUAUGGAUGGAGCCAUUUGGCAGGGAUUUCAACCUAAGUAGUUAUAUUAUGGUUCUCUUUUUUCCUGCAUUCACGGGCUAGGGGUUAUUGACCAAAUAGUUCUAGAUGAUGCCAUAUAUUUAUUUAUAAAUCGUAUUCAAAGAAAGGCAGACAUUGAUCUGACCAAUAACGUAUUUACUUCACUGACAAAGUACAAAAGGGCGUAUCUUCGGGGAAAAUAGGUUAUUUCCUUCAAUUGACUUAAUAUAUAUCAAUUAUUGUGUGUUCUACGAUUCAUUUUGUUAUCUAGCCCCCUUUUAAAUGUAGCUAUAUACAGCCAAAUGUAGUUAUUAGUAGCAUUUGUUCCACAGACCUCAUUCCCAAAUAGAGAACCCAGACUCUUGGUAUGUGAAAAUGCCUGAAAUUACAUUGUUUGUAUGAGGAUAUAGAAUGAAAGAAUGUCAAAUAAUAGGGAAAGAAAUAAAUAUAGAUUCCGAAUGCCCCUGUGUUGGCUCACUAAGUAUGUUUCAGGCCUAUAGGACGGUUAUUGGCGUUGUUUUGUUUUGUCUAAUUCUAACUCGCCGUACAUUAAUCUCAAGAGAAGAUUUCACACACCAGGAGUUUGGGCUCUGUGACUGUAUUGAACGCCAAAAAAUCGAGAUAGAAAGGCGAGAGGUCUCUCAUCUUAUUCUUGAGCAGUAAACAGCAGCAACAUCGCCUAUUAUUAGUGGCUUUCUGCUCAUAGGACCACGUGACAAGGGAAAUGAAAGCGUUCUAUUAGCCUUCUCCGCAUGCAUUUCAAAGAGCAGAAAAAGAAAGGAUUGGGUUUCCUGUGGCAAAAAAGUGACAAACCGGAAGCGCUACUCUCUACUUCUCCUUAGUCUCCCUCCUCCGCCAUUUCGCCGCCACAGGUAACCCAUUCUUUCCGUCAUUUUCAUUAUAAGUUGCAUGCGGAGGAGGCUAGCGUUCUACGUCAUAUAUCAAAGAUGGUGUACAUUGGAGGCGGGUAUCAGUUCAAGGGUAUUUUCGUAGGUUCAAUGUAACCUUCCUUUUAAGUAAAACGAUGUUUAACUUA